GUUUCAUUUACCGAUCGUCCAUCGCGACGGAUAGAUGCACCAUGCAAUCGGAUAUACUGCGUUACUAUCAUGUUAACAAGAUUUUUAUGUCGCAAAUCGGCGUUUGGCCUUAUCAAAAUAGGGCCAUAAGGAUAUUAAUACCAACCGUGCUAACGUUCAUCGACAUCAGCUAUGUUGCAGCAGAGAUGAUACGAAUGUUUGACACUUGGGGUGAUGUCGAUAUUGCAGUUGAAUGUAUAAUUUCGACUAUAAUUGUAUUUGCCUGUUUCACAAAGCUAUUCAAUCUCAGUUUUAGAAUUAAUGAGAUGCGGUACCUAUUUUCUCUAAUCGAAUAUCAUUGGCAAGUGUUUAACAAUUCUACGGACGUCGAGAUCUUACAGAAUUACGUUGUAUUCGGUAGAAAAGUGGUAAUAUUUUACUCAAUUUACGUUUAUGUGUCGAUGAUAUUGUAUCUGCUAAUGCCAAUGUCGCCGCAGAUUCUGGACAUUAUGAUGCCUCUCAAUGAGAGUCGUCCGCGAAAGUUUCUGUUCGAAGUCGAGUAUCGCAUAGAUCGAGAGAAGUAUUAUUAUCUCAUCUUGUUCCAUUCGUAUGUGGCGGUUAUAGGGGUCAUGUCGAUUGUGGUGUGCGCAGACACUACUUACAUAGCGUACGUGCAACAUGGCUGCAGUUUAUUUGCAGCCAUCGGAUAUCGAUUAGAACACAUAGUUUCGAGAGAAUAUGAACUCAGUCAGAUGAACUAUUUUACGGAUAAUGAAGAAAGAAAAUGUCGAGACAUGGAAGUCGACGAUAUUUAUGUUAACCAGCAGACAGUUUAUCGCGAAUUAGUCAUAUGUUUGCGAAAACAUCAACUGGCAAUACAAUAUGCCCGCUUAUUGGAAUCUUCGUUCAUGUUAUCGACAGGUAUCCAAUUGUCAUGCAAUAUGCUCGCCUUAAGUCUUAUAGGAAUUCAAGUAAUAAGUAAUCUUGAUAGUACCGAGGAUUUAAUUAGAUACCUCUCCUUGUGCGCAGGAGCAUUUUUCCAUCUUUUGUGGAUGUCUUUGCCGGGGCAAAGAUUGAUGGAUCACAGCAUGAAAAUAUUUGAUAAAGCUUGUAGAUCACAUUGGUAUACAUUUUCUGCAGAAAGCAAAAGACUGUUCCGAAUAUUGCUCUACAGAAGUAACGUGGCGUGCACGUUAACUGCCGGUAGUACAGACUGCUAUGUCUUACUUCAUGACAUUCUCCUCUCUAAAAUAACACUACGCUAGCCAUACAUUUAGUCUAACAAAAUAUCUUUUGUAGCAUGAU
Molecule: messenger RNA, 1284 nt
Organism: Camponotus floridanus (Florida carpenter ant)
Lineage: Eukaryota; Metazoa; Arthropoda; Insecta; Hymenoptera; Formicidae
Exons: 9
Coding region: 42-1244 (400 amino acids)
Biological process (GO): detection of chemical stimulus involved in sensory perception of smell; sensory perception of smell
Cellular component (GO): plasma membrane
Molecular function (GO): olfactory receptor activity; odorant binding
Source: RefSeq, a predicted model, not a curated record